AUGUUCACGAAGACGCUGACCACUCUCGCUGCGACGGCGGCCGUCGCGAGCGCGACGCUCGUGAGCAAUGACACCGACCCGCUCUUGCGGAUCAACAUCACGUCGCCGGAUGAGUCUGCACACGCAACUUUCCUCCCCUUCGGUGCGACGAUGAACUCGUUCUGGGUGAAGGACAAGUAUGGCGAGUUCCGUGACAUCCUCGUCGGUUUCGACAACCUCACGAACUACGAGUCAAGUCGCGCCUUCUUCGCCCCGGUUGUGGGCCGCUACGCGAACCGUAUCCGCAACGGCACUUUCACCAUCCCUAUCUCGAAGGACGCCUCCGGUCCUGGAGAGAAGUACCAGGUCCCCGAGAACGAGCACAAUGGCACGAACUCGCUGCAUGGUGGUGACAACGGCUUCGAUCGCCGUGACUGGAGCGUCGUUGACCAAGGCGCGAACUACGUUUCGUUCGCCCUGGUUGACCCUGCUGGUACGGAAGGCUUCCCUGGUACCGUCUUGACUACGGUUACCUACAGCCUGAACAACGACUCCGUCUUUGACGUGGCCAUUUCCGCCUCCGCGACCGCAUUGACCCCCAUCCUCCUCUCCGCCCACCAAUACUGGAACUUCGAGGCGUACAACGAGACCGAGGAUCUUUCCGGCCACUACUUUGAGAUCAAGUCCAGCAAGAUCAUCGAGACGGAUGGGAACCUCAUCCCGAAUGGCAAGUUGAAGGACAUCAAGGGCACGUUGGCGGACUUCAACAAGGCGAAGAGUAUGGGUGCUGCUAUCAACAAGACCACGGCUGGCGAGUACUGUGGUACUGAUUGCAUCGGGUUCGAUAACGCUUGGAUUUACGACAAGCAACAUUCCAGCAGCACGCCCGUUCUCUCUAUCUACAGCAAGAACUCUGGAAUCAAGCUGGAUGUCACGACGAACCAACCCGCUCUCCAGAUCUACACCUGCAACAGCAUGGGCUCCGUCCCUCGCAAGGCUUCGCAGGGUGGCUCGGAGAACGGCACUGCCAUCUACGAGAAUCACUCGUGCUUCGUUCUCGAGCAGGAGAGCUACCUUGACGCGAUCAACAAUCCCGAGUUCGGCGUCGACCAAAUCUAUGGUCCCGACAGGCCGUACUUCUGGAGCGCGAGCUACGCGUUUUCUGUCCUUGACGACAAAAGCCACCAUUAA
Peniophora sp. CBMAI 1063 is the source of this 1170-nucleotide messenger RNA. Lineage: Eukaryota; Fungi; Basidiomycota; Agaricomycetes; Russulales; Peniophoraceae. The record is from the annotation of a GenBank genome assembly.